Molecule: messenger RNA, 1991 nt
Organism: Danaus plexippus (monarch butterfly)
Lineage: Eukaryota; Metazoa; Arthropoda; Insecta; Lepidoptera; Nymphalidae
Exons: 2
Coding region: 111-434 (107 amino acids)
Source: RefSeq, a predicted model, not a curated record
AAUCGACACAAAAGGUUAUCGUCUACAUUAGUCAUUUGACGUUGACCGGUCGUUGUGCACAAACCUAUGUAAAAUGACACCCCGUCUUUUAAUAUCUAUAUUAUGAAACCAUGCGGCUUUUGUUUCUAGUUUUGUUUCUGUGUUUUGUGCUUUGUGAGAGCUUCGAUAUGAUAAUCGGUGACACAGUUCAUAGAAAAAUGGUCUUCCACCAGAGGGUCAAGGAUUUUGCGAUACCAUUUAAAAAGAGAAUUAAAGUCCUGACGUAUAAAGAUCCAGAGAAUAGAAUCAUUAAGGGAGUUGCUGCAAUAGAUAAUGAUUUCUCACAUGCUAGCGCAAACAUUACCGACGGUGGAGUUGGAUUUUCUUACGUCACAGUGAGGAUGAAGAGCCAAAGACAUCACCCGCUUAACUUUGAAGUUGAGAUUUACGUCUGAAUAGGAUAAUAAAUAAGUAGAAUAAAGAUUUAUAUUUUCAUGAAAAAAAGAAGUACUCAAAAUUAAAGCGAUCAUAAAAGUUGAUUGCAUUUCAAUGAACCAUUAUGUAAUCGGAUAUUAAUUUAAGAUAAAAAAAAUUUUGGCUAUGAAAAAAGCAUUCAAUUUUAUUACAAAUAUAUAAAAUAGAUUUAUUAAAAAAAAAUCUUUUUCGAAAAUAAUUCCGGUUAAUAGUUUAGCUUAUGUAAUCAUAUAAUCAAUUUUAUUAUUUAAAAUCGCAGCUUUCCUAUUUAUUGAUCAAGAAUCAGAGGGUGUAACAGAACAGUUACUCAUUAACACUUUUGAUUACUCAGAAGUGAGAAGUACUAAUGAUAAGAAGGUUUACAUUUUUGAUGUCUAUAAAAUUUCGUUUACAUCUACGUCUCAAGCGUCACGUUCACUAUUGAGGAGAUGUAAUACUAUUAUCGUAAAAGUAUAUUUGCCCGAUUAUGGAAUACAAAAUAUCUGUAAUAUAUUUCAUUUAAAGAUUAUUGAAAAGAGUCCCCGUUGCUUAAGUUGAAAUUCAUUAUUAUGUUAUUGUAUAGACUAUUGUUAGACUAAGUUAUCUUUAAGACAACUAUUUCUGUUCUUGCACAAUAUGUUCUUUCAUAUCUUUGUUAAAUAUUUUCUUGUAUAUAAUUAAUGUUAAGGGUAGUAUGUUAAUAUUUUUUAUUAUUGUUUGGGCUUCAUACUAAAAUAGGACAAGUUAUUAUGCAAAAUAGUAUAAAUAAAUUCAUUCUCCCUCGCUAAUAUUGGACAACAUAUAUAUAUGUUUUCAGUUAUACGCCAGUUUAUAUAAAGCUCAUUAGCGCUACAUAUUAUGUAUAAUCUGGUCAGCGGGCUGUGGUAUCAAAUCUAAAGCAACGUUUCACAUAAGGAUCGUAUGUAUAUUUGAGCACAUGUUGUUUAAAUGGCUAACCGCAGGAGGGAAACAUUCUAUUCCAUUGUUGCAUUGUUUUCAUUUUAAUAUGUACAUAUUUUUAAAACCCAGGUUAAAAUACAUUUUUUUUUAUUGUAUAGCUUCCAUUAGCUUCAUAUAAUAUAAGCAAUAUAUCUUCAAAGUCGGUGUUAUAUUUCGACGUUUACAACUAUGCUGUCAUUAUUUUUUUAUGACAAUGACAUAGUUAUAGAAUUUUAUAUGACACAUUAAUUAGUUCUUGUUAUUCAACUCAAUCAAUGCGAUGACUGUCACCAGGGAUUUUGCAAGUGAAGUGCAUUCUAAAUUGGACAGUAAUACUUUAUCAUAGCUCAUUAAAUAGCAUAUCUGUCAAGUAACUAAACCAAAACAUAUUAAUAGUAAAUAUAUUGUUAGUAGCGAUUCUGAUGAUUCAGCUCAAUUGUAGAGAUGGACUAUGAAGUUUGAAUUUAUGAAUAGAUUUUGUUUGUAAAGUUUCUAUUUUUGUAAUAUCAGCAUAUGUAUAUGUAUAGUACUGUUUAUAAUUAUUAUUAGGCCAUAAAGCAUUUUAUUAUAUAGUAACAGUGUACUGUGUGCAUAUGAAUAAAUAUAGUAUUUCAAUGACA